AGGAACUGUUUAAGUUAGAUGAUAGCCUUAUCUUACUAGAUUCCAACGUGGCAUUUCCUAAUUGGCACAAGUAAAAUCUUCUAAGGGAGAUCUCAGUUUGCCACGUCAGAAGAAGAUAAAAAUCCACUCAUUUUGACCAAAGGCUAUCUCCUAAACGAAUUCUCCAAUCAACACAACAAAAAAUUAGUGAUCGAAGCCCAUGGCGUCUUUUGCAACCGUCGCCGCCGUCAAACCAUCCGCCGCCGUAAAGGGCCUCGGCGGCAGCUCACUCGCCGGAGCCAAGCUCUCCUUUAAGCCUUCCCGCCUAAGCUUCAAACCCAAAUCCAUCAGGUCUGGUGCUGUUGUGGCAAAGUAUGGAGACAAAAGUGUCUACUUUGACUUAGAAGAUUUGGGAAACACAACAGGUCAAUGGGACUUAUACGGCUCCGAUGCUCCUUCUCCUUACAACCCUCUUCAGAGCAAGUUCUUUGAGACAUUCGCUGCACCAUUCACAAAGAGAGGAUUGCUCCUCAAAUUCUUGAUUCUUGGAGGAGGAUCUUUGCUUACUUAUGUCAGUGCUUCGUCCACCGGCGAUGUUCUUCCCAUCAAGAGAGGUCCUCAGGAGAAGCCUAAGCUCGGUCCUCGCGGCAAACUCUAAUUUAGAUCCACGCAUGUUUGUUACCUUCUCUUCCUCCUUCUAAUCUCAGAAACAUAUAUUUCUCAAUACUGCAAACCCUUUAAAUGAUUUAUGUAUAUUCUGUUUCUCUGUUACAUUUGAAACGUUUUGCUCUUCCUAAUUUUACAAAAGAUAUCUUUGUUUUAAGA
Molecule: messenger RNA, 804 nt
Organism: Eutrema salsugineum
Lineage: Eukaryota; Viridiplantae; Streptophyta; Magnoliopsida; Brassicales; Brassicaceae
Product: photosystem I reaction center subunit VI-1, chloroplastic
Exons: 3
Coding region: 200-637 (145 amino acids)
Biological process (GO): photosynthesis
Cellular component (GO): chloroplast thylakoid membrane; photosystem I reaction center; photosystem I
Source: RefSeq, a predicted model, not a curated record